Sipha flava (yellow sugarcane aphid) is the source of this 1074-nucleotide messenger RNA. RefSeq names its product beta-sarcoglycan (gene Scgbeta). The record is from RefSeq and is a predicted model, not a curated record. Gene Ontology annotation, cellular component: sarcolemma; sarcoglycan complex. The transcript is spliced from 4 exons. Gene Ontology annotation, biological process: muscle organ development. The coding region runs from base 80 to 988 and encodes 302 amino acids. Lineage: Eukaryota; Metazoa; Arthropoda; Insecta; Hemiptera; Aphididae.
UAAUAAUUACUGUACAUUUUGUAUCAUUAUUAGCACUUGAUUUUAGUUAUUUUAUUUUUUUUUGUUUUUUUUUUUUAAAAUGAUGAAAAAUUUGAAAAGUGUGGCUUCACAAAAUCUUUUACUACCAACUCGACUGAUUAAACAAUCUAAAAAACCAAACAGGACAGAAGAAAACGACUGGUUGUUAGUUGUAACAAAUUGGUAUUUUUGGAUUUAUACAUGGACUUUAAUGGUAGUCGCUCUAGUAGGUUUGGGUGCUACUAUUAUGUUAAUGAUUGUUUUACGGUUCACUACUAAAAUGGAGAGCAUAGAAUUUCUAACUGACAGUGACCUGACUAAACUUAUGGGCAAUAUAGAUUUAGAUGAAAUAUACAAAUCUGAUGGAAUAAUGGAAGGUUUUAAAGAUAUACCAUUAGAAAUAGCAAGUGAUAAUGAGAACAUAUUUAUGCAUGUUAUCAAUCCAGAAGAUAAAAGUCUAGAAUCCGCAAUUCAACUGGGGUUUAGUAAAACACAAGUAAAAAACAUUGAAUCAUUUACAGUGGGCAAUCCAGAAAAUCCCAUUUUCACUACCUCAUUUCCAAACUUUGGACUUCCAGAAGGUGUGCGUCACUUGGAUGUAGCCACUGUAUAUACCAAUCGGAUAGUUAGUCCAUUAAAUGAAUCUUUAACGUUAAAGUCUUCUAAUUAUACACGGCUAAAAGGUAAUGAAGGAACUAUUAUUGAUGGAUCAAAAAUGAAAUGGUCGGCCGAAGGAGAUAUAUUUCUCAGAUCAGUGAAUGGCACGGUGGUAUUAAGUUCUGCGGGUAUUUAUUUAGAUGUUCAGAAUUUGCCAGUAGUACUAUCUAACAAAUUUGCUGCUCAUCAAUAUAAGCUGUGUAUUUGUAUGCCCAGUGGAAUGAUUUUUAGAGUCCCUGUAUCUACAAGUUAUAAUUCUCAUAUGGCUUGCAGUAUGGUUGAUCUAGAAGAAGGCAACCAUCCAUGUGAAUAAAAAGAUGAGUUUGUUUUGAAUUUAUCAAUGAAAAACCAAUUGCUACAAAUUUACUUACAAUGAAUAUCAACUAUAAUAACAAAAAA